Messenger RNA from Cherax quadricarinatus, 3052 nucleotides. Lineage: Eukaryota; Metazoa; Arthropoda; Malacostraca; Decapoda; Parastacidae. The record is from RefSeq and is a predicted model, not a curated record.
AUGGACAGUGAAAGGGUUAAGGCCAAACCUGGCAACCCUAACAAGCUGGUUGACCAGGGAAGUCUGGCUUCUGGCUUGACUGUGGAGAUAGUAGAACCCUUACGAGUUACAGGUAAAUUACACAGUCCUAGUGUGGUGAAGCAGAAGGAAAUAGCCCACCAGCGAGAGGCUGAAAUAUUUCAACAUAUUGAUAAACAUAAUACUAAAAAGGUAAAGGAAAUAACUAAAAAGGAGGAGAAGCUGGCAUCUAAAGAACGCAUGCUGCGGGAUAAGCUGGUCCGCUCUUACAAGUCAAGGGAGGAAGAUCGAAUGGAGCAACAACGAGAAAAGGUUCGAAAAGCAGUUCAAGGAAAGGUUGGCUUGCAAAGUGUAAUUUCUGCAGCAUCUCUCUCCUCCAUCUCAAGUGCUACAACUGAAACCAGUUCAGAUUCCAGCUUGGAUUCUGAUUCUUCAGAUUCUUCAACUUCUUCAGAGUCAAAUCCAUCAAAGAUUCUUGUUGGUCGAAUGCGUAUGGACCAAGUGGAAGAGGAGAAAAAUCAGAAUGAAUCUACAAAUUGGCCUCAGCCUAGACCUAAUGAGCAUCAGCAAUUCCCAUCAUAUUAUGAAGGUUACGGUGGUCAUGAAUCACAUACCUUUUCUGAAGAAUGGAGUCACAAUGAUGUUUAUUAUGACCAAGGACGAGGAAGGAGUCGAGGAAGAUGGAGAUUCCCCAGAGGUUCAUGGAGAGGUCAUGGGUUUAGAGACAGAGGAAGAGGGUUCAGAGAUAGAGGCCGGGGUUUCAGAGGCUCUUGGCAACACAACAAAUUUGGACAUGAAAGAGAAGUAAAACCAACAACUUGGUACAAAAGAGGAGAGGGUGAUGACAACCUUUCAGGCUCUAGGUCACGCUCAAGAUCCAGGUCUAGGUCUAGAUCCAGAUCCAGAUCCAGAUCCAGGUCUAGGUCUAGAAGGUCCAGCUCUCGUUCACGUUCAAGAUCUAGAAGGUCACGUUCAAAAUCCCGAUCUCGGUCAAGGUCUAAAAGGUCACGCUCUAGAUCCAGAUCUAGGUCACGGUCUAAAAGGUCACGCUCAAAAUCUAAAAGCAGAUCAAGAUCCAAAUCAAAACCCAAAAGAUCACAUUCAAGAUCCAAGUCACGGAAUAGGUCAAGAGGUAGAACACGUUCCAGGUCUGGCUCAAGAAGUAGUAGUAGGAGUAAGAGCAAGAGACAUAAGCAUUCCAGUCAUGAAAGGUCAAGUCAUUCCCCUGAUAGACAGAGAGAUAAAUACAAAAUUGAGAGGCACAGACAGAGCAGUAACAGAAAGACAGACAGUGAUAAAAAGGAUGAUAUUAACUAUGAUGAUCUCAGGGAGAGUGACUUGGAACUCUCCAGUGAUCCAGAGGACCAUUACUAUGAAGGUGAAUAUGUUGCAGAUGAAGAAUAUGAAGAAAAUUACUACCAAAACUUUCAUCCUCGGGGUCAUGAACGUGGAAGCUACUCUGGCUUCAGAAGAAGUUUUCGUGGACGUUGGCCUCGUAUCUGGCGAGGCAGAAAUCGCGGUGGUGGAUAUUCUGGCUACUAUGGGCGUUUUGACGAGGGUGAGGAUUGGCAACGAGGUCACAUGGGCACAAGAGAUCCUUUUCAAGAUAUAUAUGUAAAGUACUUUGAAAGUGUUACUGACCGUGAAGCUGCAAAUAAGGAAAGCAUUGUUGAAGAAAAGAGAGUGCGAGAAGAAUACAGAGAUAGAAAGGAAUUUGAGGCACCUAGAGAGAGAGAAGCAGACCACAGAGGUGCAUCUAAAGAUAAGUGUAGCAGUCAUGCACAAGAAGACCUUCGUGGUAAUAUGGACACAAGGAGUUGUAUUGAAUAUAAAGAUCAGAGAAAUAUUGAAAGAGUGAGAGGGAAAAGUGAUUGGACAGGAGACUUUGGUCACAGACCAAGAGAAAACGACAGAAAAUCUCACCCUUACAUUGAGAAUCAUAAAGGAGAGAAAGUACUAGAUAGGGCAGGUUGUGUUCCUGAAAGAAGAGCAGUAAUUGAGAAAUAUGAUCAGAAACAUUUAAGAGUUGAAGAGGUUAAUGUUAGAAAGCAUGACCACAUCACUGACUUUAAUCAGAGACAAAGAGAAAAGUCAAGACUUGGCCGAGAGGACAGCGAAGGUGCCAGAAAGGACCUCGUUUUCCAUGAGAGAGAAAAACACUCUGAAAUGGGAGAUGGAGGCAGAAGAGGCCUGAGCUACGAUAACAAUUUGCGACCCCAUAGUAGUGUUGUGAGGGAAGGCAAUAAUGAAAAACGAUAUGGAAUUACAGAUAAGCAAAGUUUUGAAAGAGUGCACGAGAGAGAGGACAGUAGAAGUGAUGGUAUUGACAUGAGGUGGAAAAAUCAAAUUCUGAGGGCUGACAUAGAAAGAGAAAAGAAAGACAUAUCUGUGAAAGAUAGGUUAAGUUUUGGUAACAUCAAACGUCAGUGUGAUUUUGAAUUUAAUGAAAAUCGAUCAAAGUGUGUUAUUUCUAGUAAAUCAAUGAAAGUGAGACAAGAUGCUGAAAUUAUUGAAAAUAGAGGACGCCGAAAUAACACUGAUCACACUGAAAGCAGAGGGAGAAUUGACAUGGGAAGUAACAAAAUGAGGGAAAGAAGGGAUAUCCAACCUAAAGAACCUAGACUUAGACAAGAGGUCCGUAGUGAAAGGAGAGUGAGAAGUGAUGUAAAGCAUGAAGUAAGGGAGCGGUCUAAUGCUGAACAUACUAUGAGUAGAGACAGACGUGAUGAACACAGUGAACUUAGAAUGAAACGUGAACCUAGUGAAGCUACGCAAAGUUAUAAGUCUGAAAGUGAAUCAGAUGAUCAUUGCGACUCUCAUAGAAAAAGGCAUGUUGAUAGUGGUAGAAAGAGGAGGAAAAGAAGGAAGAAAAAGAGAGAUGAAAGAAGUGAUGAUGGAAGAAAACAUAAGCACAAAAAGAAGAAGAAGAAAAGAGGAUCAGUGAGAGAUUGAAAUUGCUCACUGAAUUUUUUCAGGUUAAAAAAAUCAAGAAAAAAAAAAAUGUGUAAAUUAGAUACACGUUAAGAAUGUUACU